AUGGCCGAAGCCGCGAGAGCCGAGGGCGGCGCGGUGGACGCGGAGGGCCUCAUCAGCGAGGAGGAGGGGCUCGACGAGGGCGAGCACGUGCCGUCUCCCGACGGCGCUGCCGCUGCGGCAGUCGAGCCCGAGCCGAUCGUGCCCGAGGAAGUGUACCGGAGCACGGGGUGGAACGCGCAGGGCCAGGAGCAGUGCACCUUCUACUGGAUGGCGGUGCGGGUCGCGGAGGGCCCCGAGCUGUUCGUCAGGGCGCGGUUCCUGUUCAGCGACGACGCCUACUGGGACUGGUGGGCCUCGAAUGCUGGAACGCCAGGCGCGAUCAAGGCGUCGUUCCUGCUGCACGUCUGCCGGGACGUGCCUUGCGACGUCCAGCCCCCCCGUGCGUGCGAGGAGCUGGUCCACGUGACGGACGCUGUGCGCCUGGGCCGAGAGGAGGUCGAGGCUGCCUUCGACGAGUGCCACGCGAGCAAUCCAGAGGCGGUGCGGCCCGCGCAGCUCCUUUGGCCGCGCGGGGGCGGCGGCGGACGCCCCCCUGCUCUCCGCCGCGGCGAGCGCCCGGCGCUUGCGAGAGGGCCGCCUGCCGGACCCUUCGACGAGCUCUUGGAGGGCCAGGCUCUCGCCGAGCUCGAGGCGGCGCCGUCGGGCCAGCCCGCGCUCCGCGAGGCCCUGCAGAGCAAGCUGCAGGCCGCGAGGGUGCGCUUCGCCGACGCGGCGGGCCCCGCGAGGGCAGGCGCGGCUGCUGCUGCGGGCCCAGGCGCCCCCGCCGCGGCUGCCAAGCCACCAAAGCGCGGGCUGGCAGCGAAGCGGGCGCACUGCAGGAAGCUCGCGACGGAGUGUCUGGGCAGGCUGUCGGAGCUCACCCUCGGCGAGAUGGCGUCGUUCCUGGGCGGCCUCGAGGGGGAGACGUCGGUGGACCCGUCGUCGGCGAUCGCGCUGCGAUACCUCCUCACAGUCUACCUGCCGCAGAAUCCGGUGACGCAGAUCGGCUCCGAGGCCUACCGCGAGAUGCGGACGCUGUCGGAGGCGAUCGACUGCCUGCUCCAGGGCAAGACGGCGCAGACCCUGGACCUGCUGACCCAGCGACUGAAGGCGCUCCAGACCGCCGUUGGCGACGGCCACUGGCACGCGGCGAAGUGGCUCGAGCUGAUCCCUGCCCGCGACCAGCCGACGACGCUCAGGAACGAGGAGGAGGAGAUGAUCCGCAGCAUCGAGAUGGGCGAGCUCAAGCUGGAGGAGCUGUCGGCGAAGCUGCGGAAGCCGGGGCCCACCGCAAGUGAUUGGGACGCCGGCGGCGCCCCCGGCGGCCCCAGCAGCGUGCCGGAGCGAUUCUGGGCCGCCGCGCUCUGGGCCCAGAAUCCUGGCCGCGGCGCCCGUGGCGGCCCCGGCGGCCCCAGCAGCGUGCCGGAGCGAUUCUGGGCCGCCGCGCUCUGGGCCCAGAAUCCUGGCCGCGGCGCCCCCGGCGGCCCCGGCGGCCCCAGCGGCGUGCCGGAGCGAUUCUGGGCCGCCGCGCUCUGGGCCCAGAAUCCUGGCCGCGGCGCCCGCGGCGGCCGCGGCGGCCCCAGCGGCGUGCCCGAGCGAUUCUGGGCCGCCGCGCUCUGGGCCCAGAAUCCUGGCGGGGGCGCGGCGGGGGCGGCUGCUACCCCUGUGGCUGGCGCUGGCGAGGCGGCCAGCUGGCGGGCCUCGAUCGGCGGCCGCUUCGGCGCGGAGGUCUCGGAGGUCGACUUCGCGAUCCACUUGAUGCAGCUCGUGGAGUACCACCCUGGCAGCCUGGGAUACAUCUGCAUACAGUUCUCAGCGCACGUGACCACACUUUGCGGGAGCGGCAUUCGCGUUCGCGACCUUCUGCCGCUGCCCCUACCUGAUGUUACGGCUGCCAGGCCAUGGAUGGAGGAGGCCUGGCUCUUUGUGGUGGUGGUCGGCCUCAACUACCUGUACUGCGGCCGCUGCAAGGAGGCUUGGAGGCACCACCCGCGUUUGUCGCUGGCGCAGGAGCGGCCCCUGGCUUUCUUGCGGGAGCGCGUCAUGAGCUUCGUCGGGGACCCGUUCAACCAGGUCGUCGUCCCCUCCGCGAGUGCGGCCCUGGCUGAGUCGACGGUCGACUACGCGGGUGAGCCGGUUGCGAAGGCGUUGCCCUGCGUACUCGCGGAGCUGGCCCCAGGGCUGCCUCAGGCCGAGCACGCUGCGACGCUGGAGGCGCUGGACUUCGUGGGGCCCGACGUUGCAGAAUGGCUCUCGGCGCCGGAAAGGGCCCUCCUGCCCGAGGCAGACUGGCCCGCCCCCCUGCCGCGGGCGAGGGUCAACGUCGACUCCGAGGCGGGGUGGCGUGAGCUCGCCGUUCACCUCGUUGACCUCGGGAUCUUCACGGCGCUGCCCGAGGAGAGGCUCAUCCGGGUGCGGGGCGAGCUGCUUCUCAACGGCCUCUUCGCGGUCGAGAAGAAGGGCGUGCCAGGCCCUGGGGCCGCCCGCGUCACCAGGCUCAUCUUGAACAUGGUGCCAGGCAACGCUCUGCUCAAGCCGCACGUGGGCGAGGCGUCGGGGAAGCUGCUGCUGUGGUCGGGCGACGACCAGAAGGGUGCCUUCUUCGUCUGGAGGGCGCCCGCGGCCUGGCACCCGUACACGGCGGUGGGGAGGCCGCUCCCUGGCGCGCUGUUCGGCCGCCCCGAGCGCCAGGUGCACCUCGCGUCCGCCGUCGUCGCGAUGGGCUGGAUGCUGGCCGUGCCCGUCUACCAGCAUAUCCACCGCAGGCUGUGCCGCCUGCCGCCGCCGUCAGGCGCGGGCUCGCCGCCUGACCUGGAGUGGCGGAAGGACGAGGCCCGCCCCACCGUCGAGGCAGGCAGCGGGCGCGAUGCCGGCUGGUGGCAGGUCUACAUCGAGGAAGUGCGCGCUCGCCAGAUGAUAGGCACUGAGGCCGACCUGCAGCAGCAUGCAAGAGAAAGCUACCGGCGGGCUGGCGUUGCGUACUCGGCCGAGAAGGCGCACCUGCGCCAGCUGCGGGUCGAGCGCAUGGGCGCGGACAUCGACGGAGAGAGCGGGAGGCUUGCGGCGCCGCGGCAAAAGGUCUUGGCCACUGCGGCCCUCUGCCUCGCGACGCGGGCGCUGGAGACUGUGCCGCGGCGGGUGUGCAUGACGGUCCUCGGGAAGCUCGUGCGGGCGUUCGAGUUCAGGCGCCCGCUCUUCGGCCUGCUGAACUCCAUCUGGGCGCUCUCAGGCGCGCGCACAGCUGUGCGCUACAACGCCGAGAUGGUGGAGGAACUGGUCCUCAGCCUCAUGCUGUUGCCUGCGGCUGCCACCUCCCUGCGCAGCCACCUCGACGGCGUGGCCACCGUGUCGGGCGCCUCGGAGUUCGGUGGCGGCGUCUGCGCGUCCACGGGCUUGAGGCUCGAGGCUCACACGGCACUCGGGGCAGCUGGCGAAGUUGCAGAUCACCUCGGAGUUGGGGCGCGGCUCCUGAACAUGCCGACGGACCCGCGGCGCCUGUGGGCGACGUCGAACCCUCGCAUCCCGGCAUCAGUCGUCGUCAGAGUGCUCAACGUGCUUGUGGUGGGCCUGUUCGACGGCAUCGGGGGCCUCGCUGCGGCCUUCUCGCGGCUGCCCGUGCGGAUUGUCGCCUACGUCGCGGCCGAGACGGACGCGGGGGCCAGGCGGGUGGUCAGGCUGCGCUGGCCAGGAGCGAUCGACUGGGGCGACGUCACGCGCGUUGACGAGCGCUGCGUCGAGGACCUGGUCGCCGCCUUUGGCCAUGUCGUCGACGUCUGCGUCGCGGGCGCUGGCAGUCCAUGCCGGGACCUGUCUCGCCUCAACGCGAGCGGAGGCGGCCUACGAGGACGCAAAAGCUCGCUGUUCUUCGAAGUCCCGAGGAUCUUCAGCCUCCUGCGGAGGGCCUUCGACAGGAAGCUUUACUCUCUGCUCGAGAACGUGGCCAGCAUGUCGGAGGCCAACGUCCGUGCGAUCACCGAGCGCACGCAGGUUGUGCCCUACUUGAUCUGCUCGUCGGCCCUCGUUCCGUGCCGAAGGCCGCGGCUCUACUGGCUCAGCUGGCAGCUGCAGCUCGCGGAGCCGCACAGCAUCGUCGACAGGGGCUUCUGCUUGGAGGUCGUUGCAGAGACGGGCGCGGCGAUUGACUUCGACUGGGAGGGCGCCGGCUGGCGCUGGGACGGGCGCCCUGCCCCGUUCCCGACGCUCGUGUGCUGCAGGCCGCUGCCGAGCUUCCCGUCAGCCCCGCGUGGGCUCGCCCAGGCCACGAGCGAGGCUAGAAGCCGUUGGCAGGCCGACUCCUUUCGCUAUCAUGUUUCGCUGUACGAGGACAAAAACCUUCUGCGAUGCCUUGCUAGCGAUCGGCCUAGACGACUCCCGAGCUGCGAGGAAAGAGAGCGGUUGCUGGGAUUCGAUGUCAGCUACACCGCCGCAGCCACGAAAGGCUCGAACCCGAUCGACGCGGCGGACGCCAGGUGUUUCCUCCUCGGCAACAGCUUCAGCGUGCACGCCGUGGCAUGGGCUUCGCAGCACGUCCUCCUGGCGGAAGGGGCUCUAGAGCGGCCCUUCGCGGUCGAGGAGCUGGCGCACGUGGGCCAGUGCCGCGAGACCUGGGACCAGUGCGGGACCUUCGAGGACAGCGCGGGCAUCCCGGACACCGAAGAGGCGAGGUCCCUGGUCCUGCACUACCUCAGCCGGGCGGAAAAGGGCGGCUCGGACAUCCGCCUCGACUGCGGCCUGUCCUACCGUGCAAGAGGUUGGCCGAGGUCGAGCCUGGGCCCUUUCGUGUGGCGUUGGCGAGUCGUCCUGAGCAUGGCGCGGCCGCGGGAGAGGCGCGCGCACAUCAACGCGCGCGAGCUGCAGGCGACGCUGGCGGCGCUGCGCUGGAGGGCGCGCAAGUCAGCGCGGCACGGCUCGCGCUGGCUGCACCUCGUGGACAGCCAAGUGCGCACGCAGACGCUGGCAUCGCUGCGGGUCGGCGCUGCGACCCGAAGGAGAUAUGCCGCUGCGGUCCGAGAGCUCCUGAGGCACUACGAGGUGAGCCCCCAGGAUAUCGGAGCCCUCGGCGACGACGGGGAGGAUGCCGACAGCCUCGUCGCCAAAUUCCUUGAGGCACAGUGGAGCGAGGGAGCUGGCAUCGCGCUCGCCAAUAACACUGUGGCGGGCGUGAUCUUUGCGGUGCCCAGGCUGCGGCGGCGCCUGGACCUCUCCUGGGCGCUGCUGAAGGCGUGGCGCCGCGCCGAGCCUGCAGGCCGGGUUCUGCCGUUCACGCCCGAGAUUGCGGGGGCCAUGGCUGGCCUGGCAGCGGAGGCGGCGGCGUUCGACGUGGGCGCCUUGCUCCUCAUCGGCUUCGAGGGCAUGCUGCGCGGCGGCGAGGCCUUCGCCCUCCGCGGGCAGGAUGUGAUGGAUCGAGGCGAAGUCAUCGUCCUCCGUAUCAACACGUCCAAGACGACGGCGGGCAAAGAUGGCGCCGAGGCCGUGGUCAUCCGCUCGCGAGUCGCAAAGGAGAUGCUGCGGCUGGUUGUGCGGCAUCGGCGCGCCGACGAGCCUCUGUCGCGGCGGUCGCCCGCGCAGCUGAGGAGCGCGCUGGCGGCCCUGGCGCGCGGGCUGCUGCUACCAGGCCCGUCCUCGUGGCAUUCGUGCCGCCGCGGAGGCGCUUCCGACUUUUUCCUGAAGUCGUCUUCGAUGGAGGCCACGCUGGUCGCGGGCCGCUGGGCGUCAUCGAUGACGGCGCGGCUCUACGUGGAGGGCGCCGUCGCCGACCUGGUGAAGGUGCGGCCCCAGGACCAGGCCGCCUCAGCCGUACAGUACG
Prorocentrum cordatum is the source of this 5785-nucleotide messenger RNA. Lineage: Eukaryota; Dinophyceae; Prorocentrales; Prorocentraceae. The record is from the annotation of a GenBank genome assembly.